Tribolium madens (black flour beetle) is the source of this 420-nucleotide messenger RNA. Its product is annotated as endocuticle structural glycoprotein SgAbd-5-like. The transcript is spliced from 2 exons. Lineage: Eukaryota; Metazoa; Arthropoda; Insecta; Coleoptera; Tenebrionidae. Gene Ontology annotation, cellular component: chitin-based extracellular matrix. Bases 36 to 341 code for a protein of 101 amino acids. Gene Ontology annotation, molecular function: structural constituent of chitin-based larval cuticle. The record is from RefSeq and is a predicted model, not a curated record.
ACUCGAGACCAAAUCCCGAAUUAAGUCUUGCAACCAUGAAAGUCGUAAUUGCUUUGUGUGCCUUGGCGGCUCUCGCCUCCGCCGCUCCCCAGCAAGGGGGCGAAGCCCAAAUCCUGCGAUUCGAAAAUGAGAACAUCGGCGUCGAUGGAUACAAAUUCAAUUUUGAGACCAGUGAUCCGAUUUCGCGCUCCGAAUCCGGGGAAUUGAAAAACGCCGGAAGUGAUCAUGAAGCAGUGGUGGUUCAUGGCGAGUACACCUACAAGGGCCCUGAUGGCAAAACGCACACAGUGUCGUUCGUCGCUGAUGAAAACGGAUACCAGCCCCACACCCAGACUAGCUAAAACCUGCCUGUUUAGUGUAAUAUUGCAAAUGCCAUUAUUUUUGUAAAAAAUAAUAAAUAAUAAAAAUUUGAUAUUUGAA